Molecule: messenger RNA, 546 nt
Organism: Aureobasidium pullulans EXF-150
Lineage: Eukaryota; Fungi; Ascomycota; Dothideomycetes; Dothideales; Saccotheciaceae
Exons: 1
Coding region: 1-546 (181 amino acids)
Source: RefSeq, a predicted model, not a curated record
AUGGACACCACUACUGCAAUCAGCAUAGCCGAAAUUCUCGGCCCCACCGUCUCCAUCGCAACAGCAGGAGCAAUCAUCUCAAUCUCAGCACUCUACACACCUCUGCUUUCAUCCUCGGCACGCUCGCAAGAAUCGUCAAAACCCAAUCCGACCUCGACUCUACCAGCCAUUCGCUUCAUCUUCAGUCGUGGCAGCCACUUCUUCCCCCAAGCCGCCGUCUUCGCAGCAGCAAAUCUUAGCUUCUUGGCUUAUCAUUCUCCUGCUGGUCGUGUGGUGAGAGUGCUCGGAACUGAGAUCACGAGGAGAAAUGGGUUGAUUCUGGCGGCUGCGCUGAGUAUGGCUAUUGGGCCUAUCACUGGAGUUAUGUUGCCGAUUUGCAACAACCCUCUGAGGGAGAUGGCGGAAUUGGAAAGGCAGGGCAGGGAAAAGGAGAUUGAUGAGAAGGAGUUGAAGAAGAUGGUGAAGAGAUUUGAGUGGUUGAAUUACUUGCGUGGUGUGCCCAUUUUGGUGGGUGGCAUGUUGGGGUUGGCUGUGGUUGAUGGCUAG